CUCAGUGUCAUAUUUUUCAGACUCAGGUAUUUCUCAAUCCUUUAAUAGAAUAUUAACCUCGUUUGUUUAAGACAAGCAAGUAGUGUCCUUUUCAUGUGCAUCAGCUUCAGGAGGAUUUUCAUUGUUGUAAUAUUCCCCUGAGUUAAGACAUCAACCAUGCCUUUGGAAUGGCUUUUUGGGCGCAAGAAGACGCCAGAGGAGAUGUUAAGACAGAACCAGCGAGCUCUGAACAAAGCAAUGAGAGAUCUGGACCGAGAGAGAUCUAAGAUGGAACAACAAGAGAAAAAAGUGAUAGCAGACAUUAAAAACAUGGCAAAGAAAGGCCAGAUGGAUGCUGUGAAGAUCAUGGCCAAAGACCUUGUGCGGACACGACGGUACGUCAAAAAGUUCAUUCUAAUGAGAGCCAACAUCCAGGCAGUGUCUCUGAAAAUCCAGACCCUCAAAUCAAACAACGCCAUGGCUCAGGCCAUGAAGGGCGUCACGAAGGCCAUGAUGACCAUGAAUCGACAGCUGAAGUUGCCCCAGAUCCAGAAGAUAAUGAUGGAGUUUGAGAAGCAGUCGGAGAUCAUGGACAUGAAGGAAGAGAUGAUGAGUGACGCCAUCGAUGAUGCCAUGGGUGACGAAGACGAUGAGGAAGAGAGCGAUGCCGUUGUGUCACAAGUUCUGGAUGAAUUAGGACUGCAACUAACAGAUCAAUUAUCAGACAUCCCGAAUGCGGGAACUAGUUUAGGAACCAAGACGGCUGACAAGCAACAGCCGCAGGCUGCCGGGGUCAGUGACGCUGACGCCGACCUGGAGGCGCGGCUAGAAAACCUCAGGAGGCAGUGAGGAGGGGGAGGCGUGGCUAUAGUUUGAUUGACAGAUGAUUGUGUGCACUGUGUGAAUGAUUGGAUAGUAUGAGUGUGUAUCAAAAGACCAAGCGAUGUAGUAAUUUUGGGAUGAUUUUAUUCAGCAAAAAGGAAAAGAAAAGAGAAACACUUUCUAAGUAAAAGCAACUUGACUGGAUUGAGUUGCAAAAAACCGGCAUGUAACAUAACUGUGAUUCUGAGGUCUGUAUUUAGGACAUGUUAUACAAUUUACAUGUAACCAAACAUGUUAUUAAUAUGUACUGUAGUUGCAUGUGCAUUUGUAAAUUCAUGUUGACAUUUUCUCAUUUUUUUUGUGUUUUUGUUAAAUAUUAUUACAUGUAUUGCCAUAUCAGGUUAUGUUAUUCAUUUUUUUUUAACAUGGAAAUUUUAAAAUAGGAAUAGGAAACUUCGUGUUUGAUUAACAUGUAGUAUACUUUAACAUCUUACACCUUUCUAUCAUACAGUGUAGUGUUGAUGAAUAAUAUCAUAGGUUUUUGAUAAAGAUUUUUUCCAUAAUGAUAAUUAUUUGCAUAUUACGCAUAGAGCACUUUGUUGUAAAAUCAUUUAUUAAAAGUUAAGGGCAAUAUCCCAUUGCAAUUUUACAUUUUUGUGUAUCUGCCAUAUUAAGUUAUUCAUAUUGGAGCUUUUUAACAUUAUGUCUACUUGAGUAAACCUGCAAAUUUUGUGUGACACAUGACCUUGCUAUUAAAAGUUUACAAAAUGUAUUUAAGAAAAAUUUAACUCAACAUAUUGAUUGUUAAAUCGAACUGUUAUCUUUCCUGUAAAAUAUAAUGUUUCACAUACUGCAUAUCUAAGUGAAUGCAGGUGGGUACACAUUUAAUUUAGUACUUUUAGUUUGGUUCCACACAAAUUGUUUGAAAUAUUAAACUCAUCUUACUUUUUAUGUUUAUAAUAUGUAGUGUUCUGAAGAAAAAAUCCUGUUUUGUGUAUUUUAAAAACAUUUGAAUUUCACGGGCAAAGUGGAACUAUCUAUAUUUUUCAUUGCAUGAUUUGUAUCUUUUGAAAAGAAAAUUAAUGUAAAAAAUAUUAAAUUGAUAUUGAAAAUUUA
Molecule: messenger RNA, 1917 nt
Organism: Magallana angulata
Lineage: Eukaryota; Metazoa; Mollusca; Bivalvia; Ostreida; Ostreidae
Product: charged multivesicular body protein 2a-like
Exons: 6
Coding region: 157-828 (223 amino acids)
Biological process (GO): protein transport; late endosome to vacuole transport; endosome transport via multivesicular body sorting pathway
Cellular component (GO): ESCRT III complex; multivesicular body
Source: RefSeq, a predicted model, not a curated record